Marmota monax (woodchuck) is the source of this 8698-nucleotide messenger RNA. RefSeq names its product disco interacting protein 2 homolog B (gene Dip2b). The transcript has 38 exons. The coding region runs from base 148 to 4881 and encodes 1577 amino acids. The record is from RefSeq and is a predicted model, not a curated record. NCBI's taxonomy places the organism in Eukaryota, Metazoa, Chordata, Mammalia, Rodentia, Sciuridae.
CCUCGCUCAUGGCGGCGGCGGCGGUGGCGGUGCUGGUGGCUCUCAGCGGCCGGAGCCGGAUUCUGUAACCCGGGUGUGGGCCCGCGUCAGUCCGUCCCUCCUUCGGCCCCCUCUCUCGUCUUCCGGAGUGUGGUUGGCGGAGCCGGGAUGGCGGAGCGAGGCCGGGAGCCCUCGCCGGCGGCAGUGGCUGCGCUGCCUCCCGAAGUGCGGGCGCAGCUGGCGGAACUGGAGCUGGAGCUCUCAGAGGGGGACAUCACACAGAAGGGAUAUGAAAAGAAGAGGUCCAAACUCCUGUCUCCUUACAGCCCACAGACACAAGAAACUGAUUCAGCAGGACAGAAGGAACAUAGAAACCAGACUCCUGCUCCAGCUGCAACUCAAACUUCCGCUCCCUCUAAGUACCACCGAUCUAGGUCUGGAGGAGCCAGGGAUGAGCGAUACCGAUCAGAUAUCCACACAGAAGCAGUUCAAGCUGCACUGGCAAAACAUAAGGAACAAAAAAUGGCUUUGCCCAUGCCCACCAAAAGACGGUCCACAUUUGUCCAGUCUCCUGCAGAUGCUUGUACGCCUCCUGACACGUCUUCGGCCUCUGAGGAUGAGGGCUCUCUGAGACGCCAAGCUGCGCUCUCUGCUGCCUUGCAACAGAGCUUACAGAAUGCUGAGUCCUGGAUCAACCGUUCAAUUCAGGGAUCGUCCACUUCUUCAUCCGCAUCUUCUACGCUGUCCCAUGGAGAGGUCAAAGGAACCAGUGGGUCUCUAGCUGAUGUAUUUGCCAAUACCCGAAUAGAGAAUUUCUCUGCGCCCCCAGAUGUCACUACAACUACCUCUUCUUCCUCAUCAUCAUCCUCAGUACGCCCAGCAAAUAUUGAUCUGCCCCCCUCGGGGAUAGUAAAAGGCAUGCACAAAGGAUCCAACAGGUCCAGCCUUAUGGAUACAGCUGAUGGUGUCCCUGUCAAUAGCAGAGUAUCCACAAAAAUCCAGCAGCUUCUUAACACUCUGAAACGACCCAAAAGGCCUCCUUUGAAGGAAUUUUUUGUAGAUGACUCUGAAGAAAUUGUGGAAGGUAUACCUCAGCCAGACCCCAACCAGCCCAAGCCUGAGGGGCGGCAGAUGAUGCCUGUGAAGGGAGAACCCCUAGGAGUCAUCUGUAACUGGCCACCUGCGCUGGAAUCUGCCCUGCAGCGAUGGGGUUCCACCCAAGCCAAGUGCCCCUGUCUGACUGCACUUGAUGUGACAGGGAAACCAGUUUACACACUUACAUAUGGAAAGUUGUGGAGCAGAAGUUUGAAGUUGGCCUACACACUGCUUAAUAAACUGGGUACCAAAAAUGAACCUGUGUUAAAACCUGGAGACAGGGUAGCCCUGGUUUACCCCAAUAAUGAUCCAGUCAUGUUUAUGGUAGCUUUUUAUGGAUGUCUCCUGGCAGAAGUGAUUCCAGUGCCAAUAGAGGUACCUCUUACCAGAAAGGAUGCCGGAGGUCAGCAGAUUGGCUUCUUGCUAGGAAGCUGUGGUAUUGCCUUAGCUCUAACCAGUGAAGUUUGCCUAAAGGGUCUGCCAAAAACACAGAAUGGAGAAAUUGUACAGUUUAAAGGUUGGCCCCGGCUCAAGUGGGUUGUAACAGACUCCAAGUACCUUUCAAAGCCACCUAAAGACUGGCAGCCCCACAUCUCUCCUGCUGGUACAGAACCUGCAUACAUUGAGUAUAAAACAAGCAAAGAAGGGAGUGUAAUGGGAGUUACAGUGUCCCGGCUUACAAUGUUGUCUCACUGCCAAGCUCUGUCACAGGCCUGCAAUUAUUCUGAAGGAGAAACAGUCGUUAAUGUUUUAGACUUCAAGAAGGAUGCUGGGCUGUGGCAUGGCAUGUUUGCGAAUGUAAUGAAUAAGAUGCAUACAAUUAGUGUACCCUACUCUGUUAUGAAGACCUGUCCUCUGUCUUGGGUCCAGAGAGUCCAUGCCCACAAAGCCAAAGUAGCUUUAGUAAAAUGUCGAGACUUGCACUGGGCUAUGAUGGCACAUCGGGACCAAAGGGAUGUAAGCCUGAGUUCUCUCCGAAUGUUAAUUGUAACUGAUGGAGCUAAUCCCUGGUCUGUGUCAUCCUGUGAUGCCUUUCUGAGUCUGUUCCAAAGCCAUGGACUGAAACCUGAGGCCAUCUGUCCAUGUGCUACAUCUGCCGAAGCCAUGACUGUAGCAAUCCGAAGGCCUGGAGUUCCAGGAGCUCCUUUGCCAGGAAGAGCCAUUCUCUCAAUGAAUGGGUUGAGCUAUGGGGUAAUACGGGUCAAUACUGAAGAUAAAAAUUCAGCACUGACAGUCCAGGAUGUGGGGCAUGUAAUGCCUGGCGGGAUGAUGUGCAUUGUGAAGCCAGAUGGACCUCCCCAGCUGUGCAAAACAGAUGAAAUUGGAGAAAUCUGUGUUAGCUCAAGAACUGGAGGCAUGAUGUACUUUGGCCUUGCUGGUGUGACCAAAAAUACAUUUGAGGUGAUUCCAGUGAAUUCUGCAGGCUCUCCUGUUGGAGAUGUACCAUUCAUCCGGUCAGGAUUGCUAGGAUUUGUAGGGCCAGGUAGCUUGGUGUUUGUGGUUGGAAAAAUGGACGGAUUACUGAUGGUUAGUGGUCGAAGACAUAAUGCUGAUGACAUUGUUGCUACUGGAUUGGCUGUUGAGUCCAUAAAGACUGUUUAUAGAGGAAGAAUUGCUGUGUUUUCUGUGUCUGUAUUUUAUGACGAGCGCAUUGUGGUGGUUGCGGAACAAAGACCCGAUGCCUCUGAAGAAGACAGCUUCCAGUGGAUGAGCCGGGUGCUGCAGGCAAUUGAUAGCAUUCAUCAAGUGGGAGUUUAUUGUCUUGCUCUGGUGCCUGCCAAUACAUUGCCAAAAACUCCACUAGGAGGGAUUCAUAUAUCUCAGACGAAACAGCUUUUUCUGGAAGGAUCUUUACAUCCUUGCAAUAUCCUCAUGUGCCCACACACCUGUGUGACGAAUUUGCCAAAACCUCGGCAAAAGCAACCAGGUGUAGGCCCUGCUUCCGUGAUGGUUGGGAAUCUGGUUGCUGGAAAACGCAUAGCACAAGCUGCAGGAAGGGAUCUGGGGCAAAUUGAAGAGAAUGAUUUAGUGAGGAAGCACCAGUUUCUGGCAGAGAUUUUGCAGUGGCGAGCCCAGGCAACUCCUGAUCAUAUACUCUUCAUGCUGCUAAAUGCCAAGGGAACUACUGUAUGCACAGCCAGCUGCCUUCAGCUUCAUAAGCGAGCAGAGAGGAUUGCAUCAGUUCUUGGUGACAAAGGACAUCUAAAUGCAGGAGAGAACGUUGUGUUGCUCUACCCACCUGGCAUCGAGUUAAUUGCUGCAUUCUAUGGGUGCCUGUAUGCAGGGUGUAUACCUGUGACUGUCCGACCCCCUCAUGCUCAGAACCUUACUGCAACAUUGCCCACUGUUCGCAUGAUUGUUGAUGUCAGCAAAGCAGCAUGUAUUCUCACCACUCAAACCCUAAUGAGGUUACUAAGGUCCCGAGAAGCAGCAGCAGCUGUGGAUGUGAAAACCUGGCCAGCCAUCAUUGACACAGAUGAUUUACCCAGGAAAAGGUUACCUCAGCUGUAUAAACCACCUACACCUGAGAUGUUGGCAUAUCUUGAUUUUAGUGUCUCCACAACUGGCAUGCUUACAGGAGUGAAGAUGUCCCACUCUGCAGUUAAUGCUCUUUGUAGAGCCAUCAAGCUCCAGUGUGAGUUGUAUUCUUCUCGGCAGAUCGCCAUCUGCCUUGACCCUUACUGUGGACUUGGCUUUGCACUCUGGUGUCUCUGCAGUGUCUAUUCAGGUCACCAGUCCAUCUUAAUUCCUCCUAUGGAGUUAGAAAAUAACCUUUUCCUCUGGCUCACCACUGUCAACCAGUACAAAAUAAGGGACACUUUCUGCUCCUACUCAGUAAUGGAGCUUUGCACUAAAGGAUUGGGAAACCAAGUGGAGGUGCUAAAGACAAGGGGGAUUAACCUCUCCUGCAUCCGGACCUGUGUGGUGGUGGCAGAGGAGCGGCCCCGCAUUGCCCUCCAGCAGUCCUUCUCCAAGCUCUUUAAAGACAUUGGUCUGUCCCCUCGAGCCGUCAGUACCACUUUUGGAUCAAGAGUCAACGUAGCAAUAUGUUUACAGGGAACCUCAGGGCCUGAUCCAACUACUGUAUAUGUAGAUCUGAAAUCAUUAAGACAUGACAGGGUUCGUCUUGUGGAACGGGGUGCUCCCCAGAGUCUGCUGCUCUCAGAGUCUGGAAAGAUUUUACCUGGAGUGAAAGUGGUUAUUGUUAAUCCUGAGACCAAAGGGCCUGUUGGAGACUCUCACCUGGGUGAGAUCUGGGUGAAUAGUCCCCAUACAGCCAGUGGCUACUACACCAUCUAUGAUAGUGAGACUCUUCAAGCUGAUCAUUUCAACACUCGCCUCAGCUUUGGGGAUGCUGCUCAGACACUCUGGGCUCGGACAGGAUACCUUGGGUUUGUCCGCAGAACUGAGCUCACAGCAGCCACUGGAGAGCGUCAUGAUGCAUUAUAUGUGGUGGGAGCUUUGGAUGAAACACUGGAGCUGCGAGGAUUACGAUACCACCCAAUUGAUAUUGAGACCUCAGUGUCUCGAGUCCACAGGAGCAUUGCUGAAUGUGCUGUGUUCACGUGGACCAACUUGCUUGUGGUGGUUGUGGAACUGUGCGGCUCUGAACAGGAAGCUCUAGAUCUGGUUCCUUUAGUGACCAAUGUGGUCCUAGAAGAGCAUUACCUCAUCGUUGGUGUUGUUGUUGUGGUGGACCCAGGUGUCAUCCCAAUCAACUCCAGAGGAGAGAAGCAGAGGAUGCACCUCCGUGACAGCUUCCUGGCUGACCAGUUAGACCCCAUCUAUGUGGCUUACAACAUGUAGCUAUCCUUGUAGGGGCUGUCAAGGCCAUCCCAAGAAUCAGACUGAAGACCCAUGGCUAGGAGCUGGUUUCCAAAUGAUGUGAAAUAAGCUGAGAUGCCUGCAUUAUAUCCUUCAUCUCAUCCUGUGGAAUUCUGCAAUCAUACAAUACACAGGAAAGGGGAUUCUGUGGUGGCAAAUGAAAAAAAUGUUAACAGUCUAUUAGACCUUAGCUUUGACCAGUGUGAGCAACACGUAACUAAAGCAAUUAUUUGCAUGUUGCAUUUUUUUCAUCUGUUGUACAUAUUUUCGUAUUUUUACCUAAUGCCAUUUUAGAAUUUUUUUUAAGGGAGUUUAAUGAAUUCACAUGAAGGGGUAGUCUGAAUUAUACAGCUACCCGCUCUGUACUGUAUUUUGCUAUUUUCCCUUAGCUAGAUAUUUUGUGGGUUUUGUUAACAUAAAAUUACUCAGCUUAUUUUCAGUCAGCUCAUAAGCAAAUCAGUUAACCCACAGAAUAUGAGAAUUACUUAUAUAUAUAUAUAUACAUAUAUAUGUAAUUCUUCACUGUAAAACAUUUUGAUCAGUGUUUUAAACAUGUAAAUAAGAAUACAUAUAAUUUAGCUGAACAAUUGAAAAAUUGACACAUAUAAUUACAGCGACCAAAGUAGAAACAUUUCUACUUUGAGAGAAUUCCAAUAUUCUCUUGAUGUAGUGAUAUUGAUUAGGUGACUAAAAAGUGCAAAUUGCAAGUUUUGCUGCACAUUGUUCUGUCUUUGUUGGCUGGUAUAUUUUAUAAACUAAAUCUACCUAUGUUUGUUUUUAAAGCUUGCAUUCCCAAUGUCAGCUUAAGCUUCUAAGGAUUCAGUCUGUAUGAGCUGAAAAUCUCCAUUUAAAUCGAAAUUUAAGAAAAAGCAAAAAUAUAUCAGAUCCUACCUAUUCAAAGGAACCACAAUAAUUGAUUCUGGCCCUGGUGUUGGAACUAUCUUUCACAUUGAGUGACUACAGAAUUUAGAAUAUCCUCUUUUUCCAGGCCCUUUAAUCUGCCUACAGUUCAUACAUAGAGCUUUUGCUUUCUGAAAAUUGAGGAGUGCUCUCUGUCCUUUCAGUUCAUAAGGGAAAAGCAUUUAAAACCAAGAAUAAUAGACUGGGAGGGCAGUAGGAUCAGUGAUCACAUGGAACUGUGAGGCCACAUUACUGCACAUCUCAAAACUGACCAGAUUGCUUUGCCAGAAUAGCCAGGCUUAUGUUGAAAUAGGGGAAGUCUGAUGUAUGCAAGAAACUCUUAUGAAAUAACUGUUGUCCAGGCCAAGCAGACUGAGUGUGAAACUGAGUUUGGCCUCUAGCUCAGUUUCCUUACUUUGGUCUGAUACUUCAUGUAUUUGAAUAUAGUUAAAUUUUAUUAUUUUUUUCUUACAGAAAUAUUUUUUAAAAUUAACCUCAAAAGUGAAAAGAAUUAACUUGUUAAAUCAGAACGGUUCUCUUUGAACCAUUCUGGUCUAUUAUGUAAAUAUUUAUUUAGACUAUUUUAAUAAUACAUAUUAUUUACCCCACUGUAACAUCAUGUAAACUAAAUGUGUUUUUAAACAAUUUGUAAGACUUGUAAUUACCCUGAAAAUAAGGUUUAUAAAGCAAAGACCAGACCCUUCACUAGGGCAGCACUCCCAGGCCGCCUUUACGUCUCAUGACUCAAAGCCAUUUUAUGACUGACUCCCGUUUACAUAGUUAUUUUUCUCCCAGCUCAUUCUCCAUAGAGGGAAGACCUCGAGAUACUUUCCAGUUCAGAUCUCUUUUUCAGUGUUUCAGAGGGAAUUAAUUUACAUGGGGGAGGUUCUAGCAUGUACAGAAAAGAAGCAUUUCCACUGGGGCAAAUGCAAAAUCCCAGCGUCUAGCAAUGGUUUGGUUUGCAGAGAAAAUUACCUGCUUAUUUGAAAUGUAACAUUCUUUAAAACAAUUUUUAAUGACUAACAAAAGCAGGGGAGGCUGAGUAUUAAUUAGUUCUAUUCUCCAUAAUCUCUCAAUUGUAAGAAGCUAUAAGCAGUCUCUUUCCUACGGGUUGGUUGAUUAUUCUUAGAAACACGAAUAGGGUAUCAGCAUCUAGCCACACUGUCAACUAUAAAUGUAUUGUGAGCCACAUCUGUAAUUUAUGAUUUUCUAGUAACCAUAUUUUAAAAAAUAAAUAGGUGAUAUUGAUUUUAACAUAUUUAACCCAACAUAUCAAAAAUACUUUUUGAAUGUGAAACAGUAUAAAAAUUAUUAGAUGUUUUACUUUUUUCAUACUAAGUAUUUAAAAUCCAGUGUGUAUUAAACACAUCUUGAUUUGGACUAGUCAUAUUUCAGUGCUUCAGUAGCCGAACGUUAGGCUAGUGGCUACUGUAUUGGGCAGCAUAGACCUAUAUUCAUUCCUGCAAGUUCAGUAUUCCAUUCAUCUCAGAGUAUGGCCAACUCCCAUUCAUUUCAGGCUGAUAAUCUAGUUUUAUCAGUCCUCAAGCCUCCAUUUGUCUUUAUUUCUUUUCCUUGCUGAUGUGUAGCUGCUUUACUAAUUUCUUGCAUAUCCCCCAGAGUGGACUGUGCUAGUGGAAGAAAGAAAACUGAGAGCUGUCCUUGGGGAACCUCAUGACUAACUCUGGGAAAGUGUUCCUAGGAUGAAAAAAGAGUCCAAUCUUAGCCUCCAUGGUGUUUGUGGAGUCAUCUGCAGAUUUAAGGUCUAUCUUAAGGUUUAUUGCAGACUUGAGUUUAAUUUUUUUUUUUUCUUGAUAACACAGUGCUCUUUUUCUUUCCACAGUAAGUGGAACUUUUGUGGUAGAACUGACUCUUAAAGCAGGCCUAAAAGGCCAUUACUGAUAAAAUAAACAACAACCCCCAACCUUCCCACAGCCUUUCCAGUCCUCAGAAACACUUUCUGUCUGGGUUUUUAUGCUGUGGGGGUGGAGGCAACACUUAGCAGUAUACCCUCAUCUUAAGAGAAAUCUUCUGGUUUUAAAGUUUCAGAACCUCUUCCUGGUUCUCAGCAGAAGCAACUGAAAAGUUCUUAGAACUAGUGAUACAAGCUAUCUUGUGCAUCAGUGAGACCCUGGAAUGCCCAUCUCGCUAAUUGACAUCAGUGAACCCAUAUAGUCUUUAAUUCUUGCUGCACAAGGGCCCAGUUCUUCCCAGUACACAGCUCUCUUUUCUCCUGCAGUUGUGUUGCCUGGGGCUGUUUAGGGACCAUUGCCUCAGUUGGUCUGGUGUGUCUCCUUUAGUCCCUGGGACAGUGUUGGCUUAAUGCUUUCCUUGAAUCAACAAAGGGCCUGAGGCCUUACAUUUGUGUUAAGGUCUCUCCCCAGGCACGGUGCUCAAUAUCUUGGCCAAAUAAAUUACUUUUCUUGAAUAUCCAGGAAUCCUUCAGACUAAAGCAAGAGGAGUUAUCACCUCACCCUCAAAACUCCAACAUGAUCUAUGCCUUAGUGUUAUUUUUGUUGUCUGCUUUGAUGUAAAAUCAGGAGUGUUUGGAGCAAGAAGCUGCAGUACUCCAAAUACACAAUAGGCCUUUUCUUUACCAUUCAUACCUUUCUGGUUUAGGUAUAUAUAUAGAUGGGCCAUGUUAUUUGUCCAGAGAAAGAGAUUGUAAAAAUAUAAGAAUAAUUUUUUAGUCCUAAAUGCUGUUCUGUUUACCUUCUGUCAAUAUAUUUACCUGUGUCAAAUUCAAACUAUAGUACUGUGUAAUUAUGUAUAAAUUUUUUUUUAUUUAUUUGAAAUUAGACUAGAUAUACAUUUUUAAAAUUUAACAUCUGGCUGGACAGUGUUCUAUUAACUCAUCAAAUGUGUUUUCCUUUGUCUUGUGUUAAUAAAUAUUGAUGCCUGA